AUGUCAUUCAAGAGUGUCCUGCCUCCGUCCACCAAGCGACCGAGGCCACGAAAGCCUAGCCGGAGCAGACAAUUCUCAUAUGCUCUCCGCGAGAACUUUUCGCUCUCCACCUGGCUUCUUUUGGGCGCUCUGCUCCAAUCCAUCGUUCUCUUUAUCGUCCCUCGGCUUUAUGCCACGCUCCCUUUGAUCCUGGUUCUCGGGACACGGGUAGUCAAUACAAUGGCCAUCACAUUAGGCUGGAAGAAGAAUCCCUAUCUCGACGAAGCGCUUUUGUACCGCGUGUCCCCACAAAUCCCCGAUGAAGACGGCAAUUUCCACCCAGAGUCGUCGGAGGAGAAGGUUGUGGUCUUCUUGUUGGGAGCCAAGUCGAACCAUCCUUUGGGUAUCUUCGCCCCCAACUUCAAGAUCGUCGGAGACUCUCUGAUGAGCAUGAUCUCUGAUCUGAACCAGGGGGCCCCUGAUAACGGAUUUUAUGGCGGUUCUUCGUGGACCAACCAGUACAAGAAUGAUGCCACCGAGUUCCUCUUCCUCAGCUACUGGCGGUCUACAGAAGACAUUCACAAAUUCGCCUACAGUCCUCUGCACCACGAGACCUGGGACUGGUGGAACAAGACUCUUGACCAGAACGACCAUAUUGGCAUCAACCAUGAGAUUUUCGAGGUGGAUCGGAAGCACUGGGAGGCCAUCUACGUCAACUUCCAACCCACCCUCCUCGGGGCCACGACGUACCUGCGUAAGGGCGACAAGAUGAUCGGUGGCACUGUCAAUGACCAGUGGAUUUCGCCACUGAUAGAUGCAAGAAGGGGCAAGCUGAGGAGCAGUGCAGGCAGGCUGGGCCGAGACCUAGGCCAACUAUAUGACAAGUACCAGCUGGCACCUGGUGCUACGCGGGAGGAGGCAUGA
Capronia epimyces CBS 606.96 is the source of this 903-nucleotide messenger RNA. RefSeq lists its product as uncharacterized. NCBI's taxonomy places the organism in Eukaryota, Fungi, Ascomycota, Eurotiomycetes, Chaetothyriales, Herpotrichiellaceae. The record is from RefSeq and is a predicted model, not a curated record. The transcript has 2 exons. The coding region runs from base 1 to 903 and encodes 300 amino acids.